Messenger RNA from Nothoprocta perdicaria, 1095 nucleotides. RefSeq names its product CUB and sushi domain-containing protein 3-like. NCBI's taxonomy places the organism in Eukaryota, Metazoa, Chordata, Aves, Tinamiformes, Tinamidae. The record is from RefSeq and is a predicted model, not a curated record. The transcript has 7 exons. The coding region runs from base 1 to 1095 and encodes 364 amino acids.
AUGUACAAACAGAAUUUUCAAGAUAAUAUUAUUAAUGACAUAUUAGAUAACAGAAUAUUACAGGAAGAUAUUCUUACCUCUUCUUUGACAUUGUGUGAUGGUGCAGAAAGCUACAAUGUCCUCGGAAAGCUUGAAAGGGACCAUAUGCAGGAAUCAGCUGCAAUGCCUUCUCCUGACACCUGUGUUGCUGACGGAGGCUUCAUCAACGAAUUGCAGAGUAGCUCUUGUGGCAAUCCUGGAGUUCCACCAAAGGGAAUCUUGUAUGGUACAAGAUUUGAUGUUGGAGACAAAAUCCGAUACAGCUGUGUAACUGGAUACAUUUUGGAUGGCCAUCCUCAGCUUACUUGUAUAGCUAACUCUGUGAAUACAGCAUCAUGGGACUUCCCAGUUCCUAUUUGUCGAGCUGAGGAUGCUUGUGGAGGAACUAUGAGAGGAUCCAGUGGUAUCAUCUCCAGUCCCAAUUUUCCUAACGAAUAUCAUAAUAAUGCAGAUUGCACAUGGACAAUUGUGGCAGAACCUGGCGAUACAAUCUCACUCAUAUUUACAGAUUUUCAGAUGGAAGAGAAAUAUGAUUAUUUGGAAGUAGAAGGUUCAGAACCACCCACAAUAUGGCUCUCUGGAAUGAACAUACCUCCCCCAGUUAUCAGCAACAAAAACUGGCUCAGACUGCAUUUUGUAACGGACAGCAACCACCGAUACCGUGGAUUUAGUGCUCAUUACCAAGGUUCUUCCACUUUGAUCAAACCUGCCUCCACUGGUGAGUUAGAGGAGCGUAUUGCGGCCACUACUGGUGCCAUUACAGUUGAUAGCACAUCUGCUGAUGUUACUGUAUCCAGUGUCACCUCAGUGACCAUCUGUAGACAACCUACUGAAGAGCAACAAGUGCAAGCUAUGAAUCUAAGGAAAUCAGUUCUGGAAUCGGCCACUUCCGAGGAAGCAGUCUCCCUCCAUCAAGCAAACUUACAAAGCACCAGAAGARGACCAAGAAAUGCUGAGCAGAUAGAAAGAACUAAAGAACUUGCAGUUGUUACUCAUAGAGGUAACCGACAAUGCCUGAAAUUUCAGCUAAGAGACUGUAAUGUUGGAAUAUCUUAA